CGGCCAUUGUGAGAGAUCGGUGGUAAGUGGAAGAACGCACGCGGUGCGACGAUUUGCAGCAGCGUUGAGUUUAUGGUAGAUUUUUUUAUUAACUCUUUAGUAAUUUAUUGAAACUAAGUGCACAAUAUGUCAAAUAAUACAGCCCCCGACAGUUGGGAAUCUCAAGCCGAUUCUACAUCGACGAAUAAUUCGCCACAACAUACUGCAGAUGUGACAGCUACGUUUUCCACGUUGAAUGUUAACGCUGUCGAAUUUGUGCCUUCAUUUUCCUUUUCAAAAGCUCCAGAAGUAGUCGAGGCCUCUUCCCCGACGAAUUCCCAAGGAUCUAAUAGUUCACCCCAACAUAAUCUUAUAAAUGGAAACGUUCCUGAUGAAUCUACAGAGCGUGUGGAAGUCAAGGAACCACCACCCAUUCCUCCCGCAGACGGCGACGCGUCCCCUGGCGGCGAAGGCGGCACUUGGGAGGAUGUGGCAGAUGAAGACAGCACUUCCGCUUCGGCUCCCCCCGCUACCACCCCUGAAGGCGACGAAGACGAAGAACCCUCCUCGGAGGAAGCUCCCAUAAAGAUUAAAAAGAAGAUAACAGUAAAAGAGAAACCAGAAGAAGAAAAGAAAGAACAUGUUAACGUGGUGUUCAUAGGUCACGUAGAUGCUGGUAAAAGUACCAUUGGGGGGCAGAUUAUGGCUUUGACGGGGAUGGUAGACAAGAGAACAUUAGAAAAGUAUGAAAGGGAGGCUAGGGAGAAGAGUAGAGAGAGUUGGUAUUUGAGUUGGGCAUUGGAUACGAAUCAGGAAGAACGAGACAAGGGAAAAACCGUCGAAGUUGGUCGUGCCUUUUUCGAAACAGAGAAGAAACAUUUCACCAUUUUGGACGCUCCCGGCCACAAGAGUUUCGUCCCGAACAUGAUCGGUGGAGCCGCUCAGGCCGAUUUAGCAGUGCUAGUUAUUUCCGCUAGAAAAGGUGAAUUCGAAACUGGGUUUGACAGAGGUGGCCAAACGAGGGAACACGCCAUGUUGGCCAAAACGGCCGGCGUGAAAUACCUUGUGGUGCUGGUAAACAAAAUGGACGAUCCUACUGUUAAUUGGGAUGAAGCUAGGUACAACGAGUGCAAAGACAAAAUACUCCCUUAUCUUAAGAAACUAGGUUUUAUAUUAAACAAAGAUUUAUAUUUCCUGCCCUGUUCCGGCCAGACGGGUCAAGGUUUGAAAGAAAAAGUAGACGAAUCGAUCUGUACCUGGUACAGAGGAGAAGCAUUUAUACCUUUUAUAGAUAGUUUGCCGUCUUUGAGUAGAAAGGUGGACGGACCUUUUAUAAUGCCCAUCGUGGACAAAUACAAAGACAUGGGCACCGUUCUCAUGGGUAAAGUUGAAUCUGGAGAGUGUAAGAAAGGACAGACGAUGCUCAUAAUGCCUAAUAGGACGCCCGUAACGGUGGAUAUGUUGCUUUCGGACGACGACGAGGUAAGUCGAGUAGUGCCCGGAGAAAACGUCAAAAUAAAAGUAAAAGGCAUAGAAGAGGAGGAUGUCAGUCCGGGAUUCGUUCUUUGCGAUUCCGUCAAUCCGAUUCACACUGGACGAAUCUUUGAUGCUCAAUUGGUUAUUUUAGAACACAGAUCUAUCAUAUGCGCGGGAUACAGUGCGGUGAUGCACAUCCAUUGCGCGGCAGAAGAGGUCACCGUUAAAGCCUUAAUUUGUUUGGUAGAUAAAAAAACUGGUGAAAAAAGUAAAACUCGUCCAAGGUUCGUGAAGCAAGAUCAAGUAGCUAUUAUGAGAAUUGAAUGCGCAGGUGUUAUUUGCUUAGAACCAUUUAAGUCGAUGCCUCAGAUGGGAAGAUUUACGUUACGAGAUGAAAAUAGGACAAUUGCCAUUGGAAAGGUCCUGAAGCUGGUGGAGUAGGGCGGCUGUAGUGUCGUGAAAGAGAGACUGUCAUAGAUCCAUAAAAUUAUAUUUCAUCCCAAUUGAAACACGAACUGAAAACUAAUGGACAUUUUUCAAUUGUAUACAUCAAAAAACAAAACCUGUCGACAUUUAGUGAACACCACACAAAAGUUCUGCCGGUCAAAAAAUGUUGUUGAUACCCGUUUCGUUUUUUUUUUCUUCAUUUUAACGCGUUUAAAACUACUGUUUUACUACUGAGGUGCUUCAACAAGUUGUAACUAAUCCUGAAAUUUGUAAUUAUUAUAUUUAUCUUGGUAAUUUGGUUUAAUUAUAAUUUUUAUUGUGUAUAUAAUUAUCAUUGAGCAUUGGAAGUUUUUAAGCUUGAUAUUUCGAGAGGACUAUUUCAUUUCCGUUUCUAAGUUGGAGCCAUAUGAAAAAUUCGGAUUUGUUACAAUGUGAUGUUAAAAGAUGGGGUUACGGCUAUAUUUUUCUUGUUUCCUGGGAUUUGCUAUAAUCUAGCUCACUGAAAAGUAACACCGGCGGUCAAAAAGUACCACCGGCGGCCAAAAUGUACCACCAGCGGUCAAAAAGUGCCACCAUCGGUCAAAAAGUACCACUAUCGGUCAAAAAGUACCACCAUCGGUCAAAAAUUCCACCAUCGGUCAAAAAGUACCGAUAGCGGUCAAAAAGUACCACCAUGGGUUAAAAAAUGCUAGCAACCGGUUGAAAAAUACUACCAACGAUUGUAGAAUAGUACUAUCGGUAGAAAAAUACUAAAUGCUUUUAAAAAACGUUAUUAGCAGUGAAAAAAGUGUUACUAGCAAUUGAGUAGUACUACCGGAGCCUAAAAAUACUACAAGCAAUUUGAAAAGUCUCAAAUGUGGUUGAAAUAAUGUUAGCACAUUGCUAACAUUAUUGAAAAAUGCAUAGCUUUGAAAAAUGAUGCUACUAGAUUGAAAAAUCCAUAAACUGUUGGAAAGUACUGUUAGUCUUUUAAGAAUUUUACGAACAGUGAAAAAAUAUCACUAGCAUCUAAAAAAGUGUCAUUGCUGGUUGAAAAGUACUACCAGCUGUUGAAAAACAUUAUUAGCGGUAGUAAAAUCGUUACUGCUGCGAUUGACAAGCUGAUAUGAUGGUUGAAAAGUCCUACAAACUGUUGAAAAUCAUUACUAACGGUUGAAAGGUUGAAAAAUGUUUUGAAAAGUACUACAAAUAUACUAGCGGUGGAAAGAUUAUAUCAGAAUUUAAAAAAGUGUCAUUAGCGUUAUUGUAACAAUUAAAAAUUGUCCAAAAGUACUACAAGCAGUUAAAAUAGUGUCAAAAAGUACCACAACGCUUUUAAAAAUACAAAAAGACAGUCAAAACAAUUAAAAAUAACGCUAGCCCGUUGAAAGGUACUCAUGCUUGAAGAAUUUUACCUAGUGGGAGAAAGAUGGUACUAGCAUUUUAAAAAAUGUCAAUGUCAAAUGUUGGAAAGUACUACUUAAUAAAUGGCAACGAAAAUGAUGUUCAAAACAAUAAGAGUAUAAAAAGUAUGAAAAUAAAUCUGAAGGAAAUACAAAAACGUGAAAAAAGUGGCGAAAAACUGUAAAAUAGGCAUCUCUAGAUAGUUCAAAGCUGUUUGAAAGCGCAUGAGGAGAAUAAGAGAAGAAGAAUGAUAAAGAAAUAUUUAUUUUUGAUUGAAAUCUACAAUGUGGACAAAAAAACUGAAAUGCCUUGAUUGAAAGCCACUUUUUAUCGGAUAAUAUUAAUUUUGUAAUGACCCAUUUUAAAAUUGUAAGUAUAACUUUGUAACGAGCCAUUUUAUAAUUGUCGAGGACCUCUUUAAAAUUGCCACAUUGUGCUGGAUAAUUUUAAAUUGGUCGAGGACCCUUUUAAAAAUGGUGGAUGGCCAAUUUUAAAAUUGUUUACACAUUGCCCAAUUUCUUAAUUGUCGGGCGCCGAUUUGAAAAUUGUCUCUUGCUCUACGCCUUAAUACAAAUCCAAAUGAGUCUUCCAAAGAAAAAGGGAUAUGUACAGGAUAUAAUAGGCUACUUUGAAAAGAAGAGAUUAACCUGGUACGGAUAUGUCAGAAGAGAAGACCAAAAUCGUUGGAUAAAUCGAAUAACAGAGUGGAGCCCGAUAGAAAGGAGGAGAGGCAGACCCCGAAGAUUUUUCAGAGAUGAAGUGGAUGAAGCAAUGGAAAGAAGAGAUCUACAUGAAGGGGACUGGCAAAACAGAAAGAGCUGGAGAGAACGGUUGAGUAUAUACAAAGUUUACUAAACUAAAAUCAAUAUCAACAAAAGAAUUAAUAUUAAAAUUAAACUCACCAGGCUUCCGGGUUGAACCGCGUCGUUGGUUUCUAGGCCGAGCUUUUGACGUCCUCUCUGACGUCAUCUUCAGGGCUUCCGAGGUCUCAGUCUCCUGAGGCUCCAGACACUACACUCACUACUCACUGCAAUACUAGUACUACAUAGUAUUGCAUUGAGUAGUGUGUGGAGCCUCAGGAGACUGAGACCCCGGAAGCCCUGAAGAUGACUGCAGAGAGGACGUCAAAAGCUCGGCCUAGAAACCAACGACGCGGUUCAACCCGGAAACCUGCUGAGUUUAAUUUUAAUAUUAAUUCUUUUGUUGAUAUUGAUUUUAGCUUUAAGUUUCAUUGUAUGAACCGCGGAAAUCUUUCCGAAUAAAAGUUUACUAAACAUAUACAUCCUAUGUUUAACUGCAAUGGUUUCUUAAUGAGUUAUCUCUAUCUGCUCGUGGAAGCACAGAAAAAACCAGUUCGAAGGAAGCACUGGAAAAAAACACAUUUUUACUCUUGUUUUUGGUAUUUGGACGCUACGGCAACAAAAUCGGUGUCUUCACCUCUUCUAACAAGAAAGAUAUAGACCACAUACUGAAAAGAAGUUAUAUAUUUUAUUAAAAACGACGUUUUCCAUAUGUCUUCACUUUAACAAACUCUUUGAUAUCACUCAGCAAUUGUGUGGUGUCUUUAUAAUGUUAAUAUUGAAACGUUUCAAACCGAUUAUUUACAAUUUUCAUUAAAGGUGCUUUAAGACCAAUUUUUAGAUGAGAUCAGCGAGUGUUAUUCUUUCCUACGGCCUAUUUUGAAGACGUUUUGUCGUUGAGUAUCGGCAUCAAUCUCAUUUACUUUUUAAAUACUACUGGUAACAUUUUGGGUUCUAACCCCUCCGUAACGCAGUGGUAAGGGAGCCUACCUUUGGAUACAAAAAUUGUUAGUUCGAAUCCCGGCUCGAUGGGAAAUUUUUCUUUAUUAAAACAUUUAAUACAUGAAAAUAAUUUCUAUCCUCGUGGGAUCGGUACUCACCUGAAGGACCGUAGACGUUCGGAUUCAAUAAGCGUGUCUUUGUAAAAACAAUGAAGUCGACUUUAUUAAGUAACAAAACAUCACUCAUCACACACACUCAGGCGUGGAUACAGGGGGAUCAACGGGUCCAUGGACCCCCUAUUGUAUUUAGUCUAUAAGUAUUUUUUUAUUUAUUAUUUUUUUCUGUUACUCUAAACUUUAAGCCAUCAGUACAACACUAAAUUACACGACAACCGCUUCCAAAGAAUUGAAAGAAGCCAUAAAAUCUAAUAAAACACCCUUCUCUGAAAAAUAAUCUUCAGGCGCAUUUGUUUGGGUACCGGUGGAACCAUAAACAACGGAAAUAUUUUUCUCAAUUCAAAGAAUAACAACAAUGAUAUUUUAAAAUGCAAAUAAAUUACACUGUGUAUAAACCUUAUCUCAUGAAAAGUCACGUUUCAAAUUUGCGAUGCAAUAAAGACAUAAAAAUCUGUAUUUUACUAGAUAAUCCAUGCGUACCUACCUAUUGAUGGUAGAAAGGUUAAUAUCUAUGGUAAAGAACGACCAGUGAGAUUAAUAGUCGUGAAUUGUCUAUCAAUCCUUUUGAUACCGUAGGUAUCUGGGAUUAUAUAGUGUAUUUUAUCCUUAGAGUAAGUGUGACUCGUAUGGCUAAAUCUGGAAAAUAUAAUAUUUGAGGUAAGUCUGCCCCCCCCCCUAUUAUGAAUUUCUAGAUCCGCGGCUGCACACACUACACAUUACUCCCUUGAGCUGGUGAUAGUAAUUACGUGACUAAAGGUUCCAAACCAAGGCCAGAAAACAACACAAAACUUUGGGUUCAUUUACAUUGCUAGGUUAUUGGUAAAUUUGUCUAGAUCAGUUGUCUCGAACGGUAAAAGGAAGCGGGUCAAAAUUGAAUCUACUAGAUCCUAGAUCAUUUCCAAGGUUCCCUUUAUCAAAUUCCGAAAGUCUUUAAAAUAUAUACCAGAUUUCUGAUCUUUGAUUUGGAAAGGUAAUUUAUUCCCUAGGAGCCUAAAGACUCAUUGUGUGCAGACCUUCAAUGGGCAAUAAAAAAGCAAUACUAACAUUACCAGGAUGAGACUAAACUCUAUACCUUAGGCACAAACUUCAACAUUGGGUAAAGUUCAGAUGAUAUUUAUUUAAUAAAAUACGUUAACAUCAGCAAAAAUGUUUCGUAAUAGUUAAAACCCUGUGGACUGACCAAUUCACAAAUUAGGAGGACCUCACAAGAACAAAGAAUAUUUUUUUAAAGACAUUUCUUAGUACAACCCCUCAAUUUUAAAUAAUUACAACCCAACCCUGUUCAAUAGUACCAUUUCAUCCCGCCUAUUUCUUACCCUCUCUCCUAACCAGACAGACAAUAUACUUGGAUUCGGGACAGAAGAAAUUCUCUCUCUUCUCUAUUUUUCGACGGAUCAAGUCGGUACCGCUCAUCUCUUGACGGUCAAGCCGUUCUUUUGGCUGAAACGAACAAUAGCAAUACGUGCACCAACAGUAAUUCGAGAGUGACGCCAUACACGACUUCACAACAGUCAAAACGCGAGGCACGUGGUACGGAAACAGUCUCGGAAACGGAAAUAGUAACUCGUAUGUGACCGGCUUCAGUGUUCCGGACAAUGUUUCACAACUUGGUAAGACACUUUAUCUACAUACCAAUAUUGUCUGCAUAAAACCUUAUAUUUUAUAUUCCCUUUUGAACCUAGCAAUCCUAAUUACAGUCCACAAGCAUACAAUCUUGAUAUUGUAUUCACAAUCUCACACAUGUACAAGCUGAAUCGUACAGCUUUUCCGCGCUGAUGCAGAUAAUAUAAAGAUUGCCAUGAUGAUCGCCAACAUUCCAUUCCAUAUCAUAUACCGUGGGUAAGGUAAAAACUAUACUCAGAGUGAUAACUGAAUAAAUACACUGCAUACAACUUUUGCUUUCUGGAUCAGUUCAUAUAUUUAUUUAGUAAACAACGUGACCAGAUGAGCAAAACUUCGAUGAUAACCAAUAUAAUAUGAUGAUUUUACGAGCGUAAGAUGAAAAUUAUUCAGCGAUAAAGACCAGUCAUACCAUAUUGUAUAGGUCAUGUGAAUAGUUUUCGGCAUAGUAAAAAAAAUGAUUUUUUUUUAAUUCUGAAUGUGAUCUCUUUAUCCAUUUUCAGUAAAAAUAUCAACUUUCAUACAUUUUCGUUGGCUAUUACCCAUCCCUUCAGGAGUUGACGUGUUCGCAAUAGUAAAAAUCCUAUAUUUAUACCCUGUAUAGAAUCAUUGACUCCUCAAACACUUUUUAUUUCGUAAAAGACGUGUUCGUAGUACAGUAUUAUGAGAGUAAAAUGAAAAAUGUCCGGUAAUACCUGUUUUAAAGAAAACCUAAACAGGUAGUAGUCACUGGGUGUUAAAUCGGGAGUGUAGGUGGGGGAUUGUGCUAUUCACAUAAAAUAUCUCAUACCCAAAUGAUCCGAUGGAAACUUUAUAUUAAUUAGCUCUUGAGGAACAUUUUCAUACAGAGUAUUCUGUCUACACGCUGAAAUGGGCGAGCAGCACAUGAGUGUUUGUUAUUUUUUAUUAUUUUUUUGUCAAUGUUCAAUCAGCAAAUCUUCAAAUACGAAAACGGAUACCAUAUUACGAGGGUAAGUUUUAGGUACUCUAUUACUCACAUGGGUUGUGUUCAAUCAUGAUUGAUCAAAAUAUUUUUAAAACUUGUCUUUAUGUUCUUUUUCAAUAAUUUCGUAUACAUUUUAUUUCGAAUCUUGUUAUGAAUGAAAUUUAUCCGCUUCAUUCUUCAUCAUGAACAUUUAGGCGAAAGACUGUAUGCAUCUAAACAUAUUAAUGUACCUUUCCAUUAUUCUUAACAUUUUCUGCAUAAUUUUAUCUAUUGUAUGACACUUUCACAUAUCUAGUACUAAGAAAAAACAUUUGCGGCAUUUUUAAACGACCGAGAGCAUUUUAACUGCUCAAACAAACGUAAAAGUUGUCGAAUAUUGCCAUACUGGCCUUUGUCUUUCUUCUUGAUAGAUGUAGAUGUAAAGGCGCAUGCGUAAAAGCUGACAGCAACUUCUCUGCGUCUGAAUUUUCAAAAUUGAAAUAUCUCUUGCAUGUCAUAUGCCAAACUUGUGAUAUUUAGGUAUGUAUAUCCUUACCAGAUAUCUAAGAGACUCGUUAAUAUUCAGCUCAACGGGGUGCUUUUGCUGGAGGUGUCAAAUAUACAUAAACAAGGGAUCAUUUCAUAAAACAGGUAGACCUCUUGCUUAUAGAAUUUCGCACCUCCAACUGCUGAUAUUCGCUCCAAGAGCUGAAUAUCGAGUCUCUAAGGGCCGGUUGUUCGAACGCUAAUCAACAUUGAUCACUAUCAAAUAUUUAAUUACCGUCACAACUGUCAAUGUCAACUUUGGUUGGGUUGCUGAAAACAUAGUUAAUUAUAAUUAUGAGAUUAGUUAGUCAAUUAACAUAACAAUUAUUAACAUAAUUGAUUAACUAAUUUCAUAAUUGUCAUCAAUAAUUAUGUUUUCGGCAACCCAACCAAAGUUGACAUUGACAGUUGUGACAGUAAUUAAGUAUUUGAUAGUGAUCAAUGUUGAUUAGCGUUCGAACAACCGGCCCUUAGAUACCUGGUACUACUUUAACAUAUUAUUUCGUGGUAAUAUUGAAAAAGUAAUUGAUAUUAUUUUGAUCUCUUAAUAUUCAUAUUUUUGCGGAUAAUUUUCUGCGUAUAUUUCGCUUUGAACGAUACUCCGGUCUCAUCUAAGAAUUUCCGGGUUUAUUAAUAUUGUGUGGACAUUACAUAAAAUUUUAAAAUGCCUUUUAAGCCAAUAUUCAAACGUAAUUGAUAAAAAAGUUGCUUUUUCGAGGAAUUCAGUGUAAAUAUUGAAGAGUUUAUGAGUUACAGUCUUGUAACGAAACCCUAAAAAACAAAUUAUAUAGUUAGCCUUUUUGUUUAAGUUUGUUUUUUAGUCUUUUAUUACUGUAAGCAAGGAAAUGUUGCUAUCAAUUUUAUAUAUUCAAUAAAAUGUCAAAUUGUA
Diabrotica virgifera virgifera (western corn rootworm) is the source of this 9183-nucleotide messenger RNA. It is a transcript of the gene eRF3, whose product is annotated as eukaryotic peptide chain release factor GTP-binding subunit ERF3A. Gene Ontology annotation, cellular component: translation release factor complex. The record is from RefSeq and is a predicted model, not a curated record. Lineage: Eukaryota; Metazoa; Arthropoda; Insecta; Coleoptera; Chrysomelidae. Bases 127 to 1896 code for a protein of 589 amino acids. Gene Ontology annotation, molecular function: GTP binding; translation release factor activity; GTPase activity. The transcript has 7 exons. Gene Ontology annotation, biological process: translation; translational termination; nuclear-transcribed mRNA catabolic process, deadenylation-dependent decay.